Messenger RNA from Linum trigynum, 1657 nucleotides. The record is from the annotation of a GenBank genome assembly. Lineage: Eukaryota; Viridiplantae; Streptophyta; Magnoliopsida; Malpighiales; Linaceae.
UACCGAUCUGUUGAUCGAAUGAAUUUUGUUUGAUAAUUGGAAGUGUCACAACUUUUACACAUUCGUGAUUAUGGGUUAGUCAAUUCUAAUAUGAUUCGUGUACAACCAAAUACCAAUAUCCAAUUUAGUCGUAUAAGAUGGGAAGAAGUCAUACUAUACCAAUAGCUAUGCUCUAGAAUGAAACGACAAUCUGCCACAAAUUACCAUAUUUACAAACGUACUUCAAUCUAACUAUUCUUACCAAGCUAGAACACGAAAUAAGGACUUUUCUGUUUCGGUUCAAAUGACUCGCUGUUAUAGUCCAAUGAUACUUCCCGCAGCUUUUACCCAUCGAGACUUCCCAUCUUCCCCUCCCGCUAUAAAAGUAAUGGCUGCUUUCUCUCCCUUUACAGCACUCAGCACUGCGGUUUCUCGUUGUUCUUCUUCUUCUGCAUUCGAUCGCUCGCUCUCGCUCUCGCUCUCUCGUUUCUCAAUCACUUUCCAUAAUCAUUCCCCAGUUCUCUGCCCCCGUACGCGCUUCUCCCCUGUCAACAGGCCUACAGUUUCUCCCAACGUCAGGUGCUUGUCAAACUCGGUGAAUCCACCAGCUGCGAUGGAGCAAGUGGCUGCUACGAUGGAACAAGUUAAGCUGCUUACUUCAGUUAACGAUCAACAUGGAGGAGUAAUAGUGGAGUUGUUUGAACCUAUUGACUCAGGGCUCUUUGCUUCAAUGCUCAGAAUUUCGAUCAGCGAAUGGAGAAAGCUGGGUAAGAAGGGGGUAUGGAUCAAACUUCCCAUUGAGCUUUGCAGUCUUGUUGAAGUUGCAGUCAAGGAAGGAUUUUGGUAUCAUCAUGCAGAGCCAACAUACUUGAUGCUUGUUAGUUGGCUCCCUGGAGGUGCUCACCCUCUUCCACCAAAUGCCAGCCAUAGAGUCGGAGUAGGUGCAUUUCUGAUGAAUGAGAAAAGGGAGGUGCUAGUCGUCCAGGAGAACAGUGGAAUAUUUCGAGGAACAGGAAUCUGGAAGUUCCCUACUGGAGUUGUUGAAGAGGGAGAGGAUCUCUGCACAGCUGCUGUAAGGGAAGUCAAAGAGGAAACUGCUAUCGAUGCAGAAUUCAUGGAGAUUUUAGCUUUCAGGCAAACCCACAAGGCGUACUUUGAGAAGUCGGAUUUGUUCUUCCUGUGUAUGCUGCGACCCAUCUCUUUCGAUGUCCAGAGGCAGGAAGCAGAGAUAGAGGCAGCAAAGUGGAUGCCCUGGGACGAAUAUGUGGCUCAGCCAUUUGUGCAAAAGACUGAAUUCGUGAAGCACAUUAGUGACAUAUGCUUGGCAAAGGUUGACGGGGACUACACCGGGUUCUGUGCCAUUCCCACUGCUUCUUCUGGUGGUCAAAUGGGCCAUGUGUACCAGAAUGCACAAGGCCGGAGAAGGUAGUACUGCAGAGUCCUUUGAGAAGGAAGGAAGAUGUCAAACUUCUAGUUUAUAGAAGACGCAGUAUUGGUUGGUUCUUGAUUGAUUGGGAGUUACUCAUUCGGCAAUAAGUUGAUUUCAUUCCAGUUUGCGGCAAGUGAAGGGGACAGGGUAUGUCAUUAUAGUUCCAGGAUCAUUGCAGAUUAAAGAAGUAAGAUGGAAAAGAAUAUUGGCAUUUUAGUUUAUAGAAGUUAAUACAUAUUGAAGGGAAUU